Molecule: messenger RNA, 1959 nt
Organism: Aspergillus nidulans FGSC A4
Lineage: Eukaryota; Fungi; Ascomycota; Eurotiomycetes; Eurotiales; Aspergillaceae
Product: DNA-protein crosslink repair co-factor UBX5
Exons: 2
Coding region: 274-1839 (521 amino acids)
Source: RefSeq, a predicted model, not a curated record
AAUACAUCUUUAUUCUUGCCAUUUCUCUGUCGUCCUUUAUUCGAGACUUAAGACGUCGAGCCUGUGCUUUUCACUCUCUGAACCUCUCUUAGAUGAUAGAAUACAUGCUGAGACCCUUUCGGCCCUCGACCAAACUUGGUGGGAUUCACGUUUGUCUGCAGCUCUUCGCUUUCAAGCUUGUGGUUUGAAUUCGUAUAAGGAUAUAAUUUGAGGAUAACGCCACACACCCCUAUAAUAACUACGUCUAGGAGUUUCGAAGGAUAUUUGUUCGCCAUGGAUAGCGACGUUGUGGCCCAAUUUUCCGAAAUUACCGGUUCAAAGCCGGAGCUUGCAACUCAGUACCUGCAGUUGACCGACUUCAACAUUGAGCAGGCCAUGCAGCUGUACUUUGAAAACGACGGAGCGGAAUUAACGCGCGAUCCGGUUCCAUCAAAUUCUGCAGCAAACAGAGCAUCGCGUUCCACAGGCUACGAAGAUGCGUCGGGGGUAGUGCACCUGGACUCUGAUGAAGACGAAGCUCAAUCUACGCCACGAAACCGGCCAUCAAAUACAUCAACGCUCGAAGACGAUGCAGCUAUGGCACGCCGUCUACAAGAGGAAAUGUACGGAGGACAAAGUGCUGCCGAUGAAGUGCGUGCGCCGAUGGCCCGUACCACUGAAACACUUGUUGGACCAGAGGUAGACUUUGCGGAUGAUAUGCAUGAGAGUAUCUUAGGGCAAAUCCGGAAUCGUCAACGACGCACAGAUCGACCUGGUAUUUUCAACCAGAGAGAUACUACGUCAAUAUGGGCCGGCGAAGAGGAGGAAGAGUCCCACCGCGAAAGGCUGGCGGCAGCAACAGGCGGCGCCUCCGAGAGAUCGAGCAAAACAAAUCUGCUUGCAGAACUGUACCGCCCACCUUUCGAAAUCAUGUCAAGAUUACCUUGGGAUCUCGCUCGGGAAGAUGGCCGUGAGCAUGAGAAGUGGCUUCUGGUGAAUAUUCAGGACCCAUCCAUCUUUGACUGCCAGGUUUUGAACCGUGAUUUAUGGAAGGACGCCAACGUCAAGGAGACCAUACAAGAGCAUUUCAUAUUUCUGCAGUACACCAAGGAUGACCCCCGUGCCGCGCCAUACCUACAAUAUUACUUCCAGGCUAGUGACGUUUCUGAUAACUACCCUCAUAUUGCCAUCGUCGACCCGCGGACGGGUGAACAAAUGAAGAUUUGGUCAGGCCCUCCGGUGGUGAAGGCUGCUGAUUUUCUGAUGCAACUUCACGAGUUUCUCGACCGUUACAGCUUGAAGCACAAUGUCCGAAACCCAGUGGCGAAACGGAAACGCGAAAUUAAGGAGAAGAGCAUUGAUGCUAUGACAGAGGAAGAGAUGUUGGAGCUAGCAUUGAAAAACAGCCUCGGGGCGAACGCUGGACAGUCUCGAAAGAUGGAAGACCCCGACGACUUAACGCGGAGCGCUGGAGACGUCAAAGGCAAAGGUAGAGCGGUCGAUGACGAGGACGCUGAGAUGGAUGAGGCAGACGAAAGUGCAGAUGCAGACGCUGAGACAUCCGCAUUUUGGUCUAUUGCAAGUGAUCGACCACACACCGAACCUCCUACUGACCCUGUAACAACGACACGCAUUCAGUUCCGACAUCCCACCGGAAGAGUCAUAAGACGUUUCGCAUUGAAUGAUCCGGUCAGGAGGAUUUACGAAUGGCUGAAAGCCGAGCCUGUCCUGAAGGAGAAAGCUGGCGUUGAAUUCGAGCUUAAUGCUAUGGGCCGCAACUUGAUUGAUGCUCUAGAUCAGAGUGUGGAGGCUGCCGGUCUGAAGAAUGGUACCAUCAUGAUAGGAUACAUCGAGGAUUAAGGAUGACGGGGAAUGGUAUACAGAUUAUGAUGGCCGGCAGAUUUUCUAUCUAUCAAACCCGAAAUGAUUCGUCACGGAUAAUGACUUACCACAUAAUGAAUUCGGAUUUGGUUGAUAUAG